GAAUGCCAAUUUUGGUGGUCCAAUCCGUUUUGAUUUGUCUUGUUGAAUCCCUUUUUCUUGAUUUCCUCCUCCAUUCAUACUACUCUCCUUGACUUUCUCCUUUCUAACAUAUAUUCUCGUGUUCCAGUUGCUUUGUCCUUUGUCUUUUCACUGUUCUGUGUCGUGAAUCCCAAGCUCUAUCGCUCGAGAAAUCACGUCUUUUUCUCUUCUGGGUAAGUCCUCUCCUUCGCAUUCCUCUGUUAGGAAAUCUGAUCUUGCUGCUGCUUGGGUUCACACAGUCUUUUGAUCGAAAGGCUUUGCUUCGUGAAACGGCUUUGGCUUGGUGUGUUUCAGGCUUAGACGAAUGGUUAUUACCCUCGCUGGUUUUGCAUCAGAGUCUCUCGAAUUUUUCUUAAACUACGCUCAACUCAGUGGCAUGAUAAACGUAGCUUGAGGUCUUUGGAAGAAUAAAGAAAAAGCUAUGGGGAGUUUUUGCUCCAAGAGCCUUGGAAUCAAUUUUGGCAGUGAGUAUUCAGGUUCAAGUGUGGCUGAUGAUGCUAGAGAACCCGAUUUUGGCUACCCGCAACCAUCUGGGCAGAUGGGUUUGUUUGGUCCUGGUGUGAGGCAAUGUAUGGUUAAAGACGUCAAGGAACAAAACCAGUUGAAAGAUGUAUUCUCUUUCCGCGAAAGGGAAGCAGAAGAUAACUUCUAUGAUGGGAUUCCGAGGUUGCCCAUUGUUCCAUCACAGAAACUUAGGUCUGCAAAAUCUACUCAAACUGCAGUUUCAAAGGUUACAGAGGCAAGUGUGCUUUUAGGCAAAGCGGGUUUAGGUAAAGCAAAGGAUGUUUUAGAUACUCUUGGGAGUAGCAUGACGGAUCUUAGCAGCGGUGGAUUUACUUCUGGGGUUGCAACUAAAGGCAAUGAACUUGGGAUCUUAGCCUUUGAAGUAGCAAACACAAUUGUUAAAAGCUCAAAUCUCAUUGAAUCCCUUUCUAAGAGGAACAUCAUGCAUUUGAAAGAAAGUGUCCUUUAUUCCGAAGGUGUUCAAAAUCUUGUCUCGAAUGAUUUUGAUGAACUCCUCAGACUUGUUGCUGCUGAUAAGAGGCAGGAGCUGCAAGUUUUUUCGGGAGAAGUGGUUCGGUUUGGAAACCGAUCAAAAGAUAUUCAGUGGCAUCAUUUACAGCGCUACUUCGACAGGAUCAGCAAAGAAUUAACCCCUCAAAGGCAGUUGAAUGAAGACGCUGUGUUAGUUGUUGAACAACUGAUGGUUCUAGUGCAGUAUACUGCUGAACUAUACCAAGAACUCCAAGUAUUGGAUCGAUUGGAGAAAGACUAUGAGCAAAAGCGCCGAGAAGAAGAGAACUCAGCUAGCAGCAGUGAUGGCCUUGCAAUCUUAAAAACGGAACUUAAAUCCCAGAGAAAGGUAGUGAAGAGCUUAAAGAAAAAGUCGUUGUGGUCGAGAGGUUUCGAGGAGGUAAUGGAAAAACUAGUAGACAUUGUACAUUUCUUGUUGCUAGAGAUUCAUAAUAUCUUCGGUGGUGCCGAUGAUCAACCAUCAAAGAAAGGAGCUGCAGAUUAUGAUAAAAGAUUGGGACCUGCUGGUCUUGCUUUACAUUAUGCAAAUAUUAUUGUGCAGAUUGAUACACUUGUCGUCCGUGCAAGCUCUAUAACUUCAAAUGCAAGGGACUCUCUAUACCAAAGCUUACCCCCUGGUAUAAAAUUGGCUCUUCGUUCCAAGAUUAAGUCUUUCAAUGUCGAUAAGGAGCUUUCGGUUGCACAAAUUAAGGACGAGAUGGAGAGGACACUGCAUUGGCUUGUCCCUGUUGCAGCCAACACAACCAAAGCUCAUCAUGGUUUCGGUUGGGUUGGAGAGUGGGCAAAUACAGGGACUGAUUUCACUAGUAAGCCUAGUGGUGGAGAUAUACUACGCAUCGAGACACUCUAUCACGCUAGUAAAGAAAAGACAGAGAUCUACAUUCUUGGACAGCUGAUUUGGUUACAACAUUUGGUUACAAAAGCAAAGAGCGACGCUCGAGGAGUUCCUAGACUUUCUUCUAUCAAGUCUGCAUUGAAUACUACGAACCAGCAAUUGACAUCUGAACCACUCAGUGUCCCAUUAAUAACACUUGAGGAGCAAAAGAUGUUACAAGAGGCAAGCAAAAGAAAGAGGAAUCCAUGUGUUAGCAAGAGUCAAGAUUUUGAUUCUGAGUUCUCGCGGGCAAGAAAGUGUGACCCUUUGAGCAAAAGCAGUGACUAUUUUCGUGGAGUGAGAAGAAGCAAAUCAGCUGCGGUGAAGAGGUUUUCUUCAGGUUUUCUGCUUGAUUUUGUUAUCGAGAAAGAAAAAGCGUUGGAUGUGAUUGAUCGGGUCGAUGUGCCGAGAGAUUAUAAAGCAUUGUUGAAAGAAGGUAGCUUGAGCUUCUAAUGGAAAGAGGUGUUUUGUGGACCAAUGCACAAAAUUGGGCUUCUGAUUUCAAUAUAUAUUUGGUUGUAUAUAAGAGCAUAAAAGAAGGCUAUGGAAGAAGUUGUAAUGUGGCAUCAGGUUGUUAGAUCAUUUGCAAUAUUUCAAUAUAGUGAUACAUUUUUCAAAAA
This is a messenger RNA of Eutrema salsugineum, 2568 nucleotides long. RefSeq lists its product as uncharacterized. The record is from RefSeq and is a predicted model, not a curated record. The coding region runs from base 461 to 2401 and encodes 646 amino acids. The transcript has 13 exons. Lineage: Eukaryota; Viridiplantae; Streptophyta; Magnoliopsida; Brassicales; Brassicaceae. Gene Ontology annotation, biological process: positive regulation of growth.